Messenger RNA from Andrographis paniculata, 1830 nucleotides. Its product is annotated as diacylglycerol kinase 4-like. Gene Ontology annotation, molecular function: ATP-dependent diacylglycerol kinase activity. Lineage: Eukaryota; Viridiplantae; Streptophyta; Magnoliopsida; Lamiales; Acanthaceae. The record is from RefSeq and is a predicted model, not a curated record. The coding region runs from base 146 to 1603 and encodes 485 amino acids. The transcript is spliced from 12 exons.
UAAACCGUUGAGAGUGAACAGGCAAUUCCGUAAUUAAACACCAUUUCCAAACCCAUUCUCGUAACCCCUCACCUCACGCCACCGAUCGCCGUCGCCACCGCCGGACGGAUACGAUUUUACAAACGAACGAUCGUCAAUCUAUACAAUGGACUCGCCGCGCACGCCUAAUCGGAACAGCAUUUCGAGCCGGUCCUCAGUAAUCGAAUCCCUGCGCGGCUGCACCCUAGCCGGCGUCCGAAUCCCUAAGGAGGACCUGAAGAGGAAGAUGACCUUCCCCGACCACAUCAGGCUCGCAAUGCGGGAGGCGAUUCGAGCCAACGACGUCGAUGCCGCCGCCGGGGAGCGAGCCUACGCGGCGGGCCAGGCCCAGGAGGAAGGGGCCGAGCCGCCGGAGCCGCCCGAGUGUCCCCUCGUCGUGUUUAUCAAUGCCAAGAGCGGCGGCCGCCAUGGCCCGGAACUCAAGGCCCGCCUCCAGGACCUCAUGGGCGAGGAACAGGUUUUUGACCUUGCAGAGGUGAAGCCUCAUGAAUUUGUUCAAUAUGGGUUGGGUUUUCUUGAGAAAUACGCUGCUUUUGGAGACAACUGUGCGAGAGCGAUUCGUGAGAAACUUCGGGUUGUGGUUGCAGGAGGUGAUGGUACUGUCGGCUGGGUCCUUGGAUGCCUUGGAGAGCUUAACAGGCAGUCCCGAUUGCCGGUACCAUCAACUGGAAUCAUUCCACUUGGUACAGGGAAUGACUUGGCAAGGAGUUUUGGUUGGGGUGGUUCAUUCCCGUAUAAUUGGAAAUCAGCUAUUAAAAGAAGUCUUGACUGUGUUAUUCGUGGGCCAAUUGCUAAUCUGGAUAGUUGGAAUCUUUUGAUAUUAAUGCCAGCUGGUGCGGAGUUAGAGGUGCCGUAUGCUAUCAAACAAACAGAAAAAACUCCUCUUGAUCCGGAAUUGGAAGUUGAAGGAGACUUACCGGAUAAUGUUUCUUGCUAUCAGGGCGUCUUUUAUAAUUAUUUUAGCAUAGGAAUGGAUGCCCAAGUCGCCUAUGGUUUCCACCAUUUGCGCAAUGAGAAGCCUUACCUUGCUCAUGGUCCUAUUGCAAACAAGAUAAUCUAUUCUGGAUACAGUUGCAAGCAAGGGUGGUUCUUCACGCCAUGCAGCAGUGAUCCAGGUUUGAGGAGUUUGAAGAACAUUUUGAGGUUAUAUGCUAAGAAGGUCAAUAGUUUGAUCUGGGAACAAAUUCAUAUACCGUCAAGUGUACGAUCAUUGGUUGCUCUCAAUCUUCCUAGUUAUGGAAGUGGUCGAAAUCCAUGGGGCAAUUUAAAGCCAGAGUAUUUAGAAAAGAGAGGAUUCGUUGAGGCCAAUGCUGAUGAUGGUUUGCUCGAAGUUUUCGGUUUCAAGCAAGGAUGGCAUGCUUCAAUGGUUAUGGUUGAACUUAUCUCCGCAAAGCACAUAACGCAGGCGUCAGCCAUUCGGUUUGAGCUCCGAGGAGGAGAAUGGAGUGAGGCGUACAUGCAGGUGGACGGCGAGCCAUGGAAACAGCCUAUGGAUGCGAGUUUCUCUACGUUUGUCGAAAUUAAACGAGUGCCGCAUCAUUCCAUUAUGAUCAGGGGAGAAUAGUUUUUUCUUUUGUCCGUUUUUCGACAUAUUUUUUGGCUGUCUGAAUCAUCUCGUCGUUGUCUUCUUUUGUUGAGGUAAUUCUUUUUUGUGUUGAUGCAUUCGGCCAAUGGCUCAUACAUAAAGUUUCUUGUUAGUUUUGUACAUAUGAAGACACUAUUCUCAAAUUCAGAGAAAUGAAUUUGAUAUGUACGAGUAUGUUACAAUUUUUAGAAAUUCAUUUUAUUAAA